AUGGCUUCGCCAAAGCAUCUUUCCUUGUCGCUGCCUUUAGAGUUAGUAGAAGUGAUACUUUACAAGGUUCCGAUCGAAUCGUUGGUACGGUUCAAAACGACAUGCAAACAAUGGUACGCUCUCUUCAACGAUGAGAGAUUCAUCUACAAACACUUGGGUCUCUCUCAGGAAAGAUUCGUACGACUUGAUGUUGAUGAUCAAUUGAUUCAUAUCUUCAAUCCUGAGACCAAUGCUCGAUUGUGUCUACCAUUCUCAGAGGAGUUACACAUUCAACAAAUCAUUAAAACGAUUCACUGCGACGGAUUAUUGCUAUCAUUGUGUACUACUGAGAGAGGUAUACCUAACAUAAAAGGGCUCGCUGUUUGGAAUCCGAUUUUGAGCGGAGUCACAUGGAUCGAACCCUUGAAUUCUUACGAAAUAUAUGAUAUGUACGGUUUUGGAUACGACAAAGUAUCCCGUGACAACUACAAGAUCUUGAGGAUCAAUCAAGGCCGAUUACCAUUAGAGAUUGAGAUAUAUGAGUUUCAGUCUAAACUCUGGAGAAGCGUUGAUGCUACUCUCGAAUGCCGUAUACUGUGGCAAUCUGUGUCUAUGAAUGGAAGCAUGUACUGGAUUGCUCAAAAGAAGAUGGCUCGGAAGAAGAUGGCUAACUCUAAAAUCGAAUUCUUCAUCCAAAGUUUUGAUUUUUCCACAGAAACAUUCAAGCCCAUAGUUUGUGUUCCAGAGGUAACUAGAUGUUAUCGUAGUUAUCAUCAGAGAGUACUCUUGUCAGGUUUCGGAGGAGAUAGGCUUUCUUUAUUACAUCAAGUUAGGUAUCUAAAGAUGGAGGUUUGGGUUACAAGCAAGUUGACCGAUGGGGUUGUCUCAUGGACCAAGUAUUUUAAUGUAACUCCUGAUCUCUCAAUAUCACAAUCCAGUUCCCUUCGCAGCAUUUCACCGAAAUACUUCAUCCACAAGACCAACAAGAUCAUGUUAUUGUGCGAGGGAGAAGAUUCCGAGGAGAAGAAUUGUUACACCAAUGUUUACGAAAUACGCGAGGAUAAGAUCGAAAAACAAGAUGAGAUGACAGCGAGCUACAGAUUGUAUAAGUACUAUUGCAAUAAUGUGUAUGUUCCAAGUCUAGUUCCGGUUACUUGUUUGAGGGUUUUGGUGCCAAUUUUGUAG
Thlaspi arvense is the source of this 1164-nucleotide messenger RNA. The record is from the annotation of a GenBank genome assembly. Lineage: Eukaryota; Viridiplantae; Streptophyta; Magnoliopsida; Brassicales; Brassicaceae.